AUGGUGAUCGUAGGAGGCGCGCGACACAACGGAGGCAGCUGCCAAGCUUCGCUAUCGUAUGAUGGGGGUAAGUCAUGGAAGGUCAUUCACUCGUGGGUGGGAGACUGCCCGCCUGCGUCUGGCAGUGCCCUUAGCUUCAAGGUCCCCUCGGACGCCCCGUCUGGUAACAACGUCCUUUUCGCGUGGUCCUGGAUCAACCACACGGGAAACAGAGAGUUUUAUAUGAACUGUGCUGUCAUCAACAUUCAAGGCGGUGGUGGUGGCGAGCCGGUGGCCUUCAACUCUCGCCCCGACCUUCUGGUGGUCAACCUCGGCAACGGCUGCACGGCCAAAGAAGGUAUCGAUGUCGACUUUCCCAACCCCGGCCCCAGUGUCACUCGGGCGGGCAGUUCGGCGGCUCCGCCAUCUGGAAACUGUGGGCCGUCGGGGCCAAAACAGCCGGCACAAGGAGGUGGUGGAAACCUUCCGGUGCCGGAUCAAGGUGAGCCCGCUAGCAGUAAACCCUCUUCCUCGUCUGGACCUGGCCCCGAUCCAAGCAGCGGCAAGAGUGACCCGCCUACUCCAGAAGCAGGCCAACAUCCGGGACCGCCUCAGGGGCAGAGUGCUGGAUGGGCUGGCUAUACUCCCGGUAACGAUUGGCCAGCAGACUUCAACCCGUGGGGUGAUGCAAGCGAGCUGAGCAUUAGUGCAGUACUAGCAUAUGGCCUGCCUGCAUUUGCCGCGGCUGCUGGGGUUUUCUAA
Pyricularia pennisetigena is the source of this 741-nucleotide messenger RNA. RefSeq lists its product as uncharacterized. NCBI's taxonomy places the organism in Eukaryota, Fungi, Ascomycota, Sordariomycetes, Magnaporthales, Pyriculariaceae. The transcript has a single exon. The record is from RefSeq and is a predicted model, not a curated record. Bases 1 to 741 code for a protein of 246 amino acids.